Molecule: messenger RNA, 552 nt
Organism: Colletotrichum higginsianum IMI 349063
Lineage: Eukaryota; Fungi; Ascomycota; Sordariomycetes; Glomerellales; Glomerellaceae
Exons: 4
Coding region: 1-552 (183 amino acids)
Source: RefSeq, a predicted model, not a curated record
AUGCAACUCACGUUUGCCGUCCCCGCACUCCUCGCCGCGCGCUUCGUCGCAGCCAUCGACUUCACCGACUACGACCCGCAGCCCGGCGUCCAGCCCGAGUUCAAGGCCUUCCUCAACGCCCUCGUCACCCCGGCCGAGAACCCCACCGCCACGACAGAAUACACGGACUUCUUCACGCCGGACGGCAUGCAGACGACCCUGAGCAUCCACUGCGUCGGCGCCGAGGCCAUCACCCGGUGCAAGCAGCGAUUCCUGCCCACGGACGGGAGUAUGACCCUGACACACUUCCCCAACACGACCUUUAUCGCGGACAACAACGCGACCGCGACGGUGUACGAGGCACACGGGCGCAUCGAGAACAACUUCAAGGCGGGCAACUGCUCGCAGAUCUACUACAAGACCCAGUACACGGUCCUGAAGACGGUCAAGUCCGUCGACGCGGCGCCCAACCUGUCGACGACCCCGGAGAAGCAGGUGUACUGGUACCACGACUACUUUGUCAACCCUACCGGCGUGCCGUCCGAUAUCCCAUGUGACAGUCUGAAGGCCUAG